GGAAGAGACCAGCGCCUGGGAAACGCCCCAUCCUCCUUAGCGCAAUGGGCGUGGUCGGAGGCGGGGCCUACGUCAUGACGGCAACGGCGGAGCCCCGCCUCCCGCAGCGGCGCGAGAUCUGAAUGCGCGUCAGCGCUAACGGCGGCUGCAGUGGCGCGCUGUUCGGGGCCGCCAUGAGACGCAAGGGGUCUGAGGAGGAGGAGGAGGCGUGUGGCGUGUGGCUGGACGCGGCCGCGCUGAAGAGGCGGAAGGUGCAGACACAUUUAAUGAAACCAGGCACCAAAAUGCUGACAUUGCUUCCUGCAGAGAGAAAACCUAGUAUUUCUUUUACUCAAAGAAGAGGCACUCGGCAAACCAGUAUUACAUCCUUUGUCACCUUACAGCCAGGAAUGGCACAUGAUGGGAGAAAAUGUUCUUCUGGUUACCUUGAAGAAAAUCAGAUCAACAAAGAAUGCAGAACCCAGCUGGACUGCUUGGUCCAGGGAUUGGGGGAUGAUUGCUUGCUAUCACCUUUGGCCACUUCAAGUCCUGCAGAUAUCCAGGAAGCUCAACACACGACUCAGUCUCCCCAGAUAUCUAGCUGCCACAGUUUGGAAACACCAUCUUUGACUAUGAUGUCGUCACCCCAGCCUGAUGUCCUGAUGGGCGGUGGAGAGAGUAAAGCCUCCUCGGCCUCUUCCUUCACUCAGUACUUGGAACAUUGUUUGCUGGACCAAAGAGAAGCCAAGAGGAAAAGGGAGUGGCUCCAUGGACCUAAGACAAACUGCCCAGGCAUGGGAAGCCACAUCAGACCAUCUGGGGGUAAAUGCCAUCAGCCCUUGGACAAAGGUCAAGUGGGGAAAAGGGGCCUUGCCAAGGAGAACAGGCCAGCCCCUGUGCAUCUUCAAACCUACAGACUAGAGCCCUGCAGUAGGAAGAAACUGCCAUCGAUGACAAAAAGCCCUUGUCCUCUUGCUGUAUUUUCCUGGGACAGUGAAAGCAAGGACAGGGACUCCUGGAGUCAGCUUUUCACUGAGGAUUCCCAAGGCCAGCAGGUCAUUGCCCACUACACUAAGAUGCCUUUCCAAGAUGUAACCAAUGCCAGGAAUCAAGGCUCAGGGCAGUUACCUGACAGCCCUCAGGCUCAGUGCCAAGAUAGGCCUACUCAGGCACAUCUGCAGCCACACCUGCUCUUUACCCAGGACUCAGAAGGUAAUCAGGUUAUCAGGCACUAGUUCUAAAUGUUGAUGUGAAUGUAUCUUAAGUGGCAGAGAGGGAGGAAAGUAAGGUGGGUCUGG
Acomys russatus (golden spiny mouse) is the source of this 1277-nucleotide messenger RNA. It is a transcript of the gene Aunip, whose product is annotated as aurora kinase A and ninein interacting protein. Gene Ontology annotation, biological process: spindle organization. The coding region runs from base 123 to 1214 and encodes 363 amino acids. The transcript has 3 exons. The record is from RefSeq and is a predicted model, not a curated record. Lineage: Eukaryota; Metazoa; Chordata; Mammalia; Rodentia; Muridae. Gene Ontology annotation, cellular component: centrosome; spindle pole.